AUGGAUGCCUAUUCUAGCUCCUUCCGAGUUAGCGCCAUCCAGCAAGCACGCUACAUAUCAACAAAGUCGACAACCCACAACUUGCAGCAAGAUGCAAAGGAAAUACAGAUUGGAGCCUCAUCCGCAGUCAUGUCAUACGACGGCGCCAUGUCAGAAAUUACUCACAAGAAUCGUCUGGUGUCACCUUUUCUCCGUCUACCAGCCGAGGUCCGCAACACAAUCUACAACUACAUUGGCACAUGUACAAUCAUUGGCGUCGACGUUUGGACACAAGACAACACCACCGAUCCGAAUCGGCGGACGCUUAAACUCAAAUUUUGCCUUCCAGACUUACUUGCAACGUGCCAACAAAUCCGACACGAGGCAAAGACACUGGUCUGCAAGCUCAUGACGGUCGACACAAACGUAGCGAGCGCUUUUGGUUGGCUCCAUUCACAUUGCGACCACGACUUGUGCAAGCUCGUCACUUGUUUGAAGGUUCCGAGAGACUUUGCUGCAUCGAUUGCAAGAGAUGCUAGAGCCCACGCAUCGAGGCUCGAAUACCCCGCCUCUCGUGCUACCGUCUCCCUUCCCAGCUUGGAUAAGAUAGUCGUCAAGGGCAGAAUGUCGACGCACAAUCGUGUUAAAGCGGCACUGAGGAGAUGGGCUAGGAACGAGUCUCUGGAGGUCGUCUUUGAAGAAGGAGGCCAAGGUCCGUCGGAGCUUGUCUGUCUUCCUUGA
This is a messenger RNA of Alternaria alternata, 720 nucleotides long. RefSeq lists its product as hypothetical. Lineage: Eukaryota; Fungi; Ascomycota; Dothideomycetes; Pleosporales; Pleosporaceae. The record is from RefSeq and is a predicted model, not a curated record. The transcript is spliced from 2 exons. The coding region runs from base 1 to 720 and encodes 239 amino acids.